This is a messenger RNA of Rana temporaria (common frog), 808 nucleotides long. It is a transcript of the gene MRPL53, whose product is annotated as mitochondrial ribosomal protein L53. Bases 51 to 377 code for a protein of 108 amino acids. NCBI's taxonomy places the organism in Eukaryota, Metazoa, Chordata, Amphibia, Anura, Ranidae. Gene Ontology annotation, cellular component: mitochondrial large ribosomal subunit. The transcript has 3 exons. The record is from RefSeq and is a predicted model, not a curated record.
UCUGCUGUCUCAUCUCUGAUUGGUCGCCUUGCUGACAGCGUGCGGGAAAGAUGGCGGCGGCCAGUGGAGUGGGGUUGGUGCUGAAAUCUGUGAAGUCCAUCGCUGUCCGCUUGUGUCCCUUCGAGCCCAAUGUGAGGGCCACCAGAGAAUUUUUAGAAGUUAUUAACGCCAAGAAAAUCCGUACCACCAAUAGCAAUUGUGAAAUAACUGUAGAUGUGAGGCAUGACCAGUCUGAGCCAUUGGUAGACGUACACUUUGUUGAUGGUGAAAGACUGCUGAUUAAAUCUGGCAAUGUGACCGCCAGGGAAAUGCUCCUGAAAUUGGGAGCGCUCUGUUCUGCUAAAGACAUGCAGACGAAGGACUCCGCCAAGAAAUAGAUUGCCACCAUUCUUCUGUCCAGACCUCAGGAACCAAGUGGGACUCCAAGGGACGGUCAUCGUCUAUUUAUUAUGUGCUCAAAGUUUAAUGACAUGGUUGUAGUCUUGGUUCUAGCAAAAAGAGGAAGACCCCAUCAAGAAAGAAAUUCAGAUAUACAGGCUGAUUGCACAAGACUUUGUUCUCAUUAAAGUGUAUCUAUAGCCCAAACUUAUAGUUUUGGAAUUUUUGUGGGGAGGGUUAGAACCUUGGUCUGGUUUUCCUGCAGUGGGAGGCUGUGUUGGGAGAGAUUCAUGUCUGGUAAAAAAAAUAUACCCAGUACAGCGAAUGAGGAAAAUCAUCUCUAACAGCAACACAGACAGAAGUAAAAAAUGUUUUUCUUUUUUUAAGUUUGAGUGGAACUAAAGUGAAAAAAUAAAAACAUUUAAACAGA